Molecule: messenger RNA, 1425 nt
Organism: Gloeophyllum trabeum ATCC 11539
Lineage: Eukaryota; Fungi; Basidiomycota; Agaricomycetes; Gloeophyllales; Gloeophyllaceae
Exons: 2
Coding region: 1-1425 (474 amino acids)
Biological process (GO): signal transduction
Source: RefSeq, a predicted model, not a curated record
AUGGUCGCUCGUCCUCGUCAGGAAGCAGAACAUCAGAAUGACCAGGUGCCGAGUCUGAGAGCGAAAGUAGAAGACAUCGUGCACAGGGCUUUCUGGGACGAGGCCCUGGAGGCAUUGUCCAACCCCACUGCAUCCUCUCAGGUCCACCGACUGCAAGCACUGUACAAGGAUCUUUACGAUGCCCUGAAAUACAUUCUACCCUCUAAUCAUCCAGUCCUAGCUACACUGGGAUCACCCCUGUCCCCUACUUCAUCCCCUCUGCUGUCGGCGAUCACACAUCUCCGCGAAGUCGUGACCGCCCUUCGAGAACGCUGCGCUCCUGCGCGGGACCAGUACAUUGACGAGCUGCUCCAUCGGCUAGAUGAUGCAAAUCCAAGAUUGCCUGUCGGGGAGUUAGCAAACAUAGUGGUGGAAGUAGUGAAAUCUAUCCUUAAAUUCACGGAGGUCAUGAAGGAUGAUCUCGCACAGUUUGUGCUCGGGACGAUGGGUGAGAAACAACUGAGAGCCGCAAUUAGAGAAGAAGCCAGACGGGGCGAACGCCAACUGGUGAUAGAGAUAUGGGGAGAGCAGCGGACGCAGGAACUUUGGAUACAGUGGGUCUCUGCAUUCAACGGGACUUACCUAACCACUGGUGUGGAACUGGGUCGUCACAUAUGGAUUCCGCGACUUGUCGAAGCAUUGGGCUCCGUCAUAGCCGUAUCCUCUCCUGAGUUGCCUAUCAAUGAUGGUGCGUCAGAAGGGCAAAACGAUAAUGUCCUGCCUCCACCUCUGUUUGUUUCUGGCCCUUCUCUGUUAUAUGUGCAGAAUUAUCUCCAAGCACUUGUGAUAGCGGCAGCCCUGCGGUCACUCACACGUCUCCCGCCAUCAGGACCGGCGACCGAGAAUACAUCCUUCAUGGACCGUGUAUGGGCGCUUCUGAAAGCUGAGAUAGACGGGGAACCCGGAUCAGGUGGAACGAAGCUCAUAAACCUUGCCGAUGAAGUCGUGCGGGCGAGGAAGUCUCUUGGAGAACCGCUGGAUGCCGCUGAGGAAGAAAAGCUGCGCGCGGCCGUCAAACGAACAUUGCAGAUCGAUGACCCGGUUUACGUCCUGCUGCAGAAGCGGUUGCUGAGCGUCAUCACGACUCGUUUGGUGCAAUCUGCCCAGCGCAAACAGCAGCCUAUGGCUCCUGCACAUCUCCAAAGCGGACGGGAGAGACCCGGGAAGAGACCAAGGCUGGUCAUAGACGACGAGCCGGAAGAAUCGCGAGAGAGGACGCCCGAGGGCGAGGUGAUAGUCAAAGGAUUUGAAGACCCAGUACUAGUGCGAGCCAUAGGGGAAGCAGUGGGGCGCCUCCGGUCGAAGGUCGAAUGGACGAGAGAAGUUUGGCACGACUUGACCGAUGGAGAGUCAGUCGCAGGCACGCAGACAUACCAAGGAACAUAA